AUGGAGAAAUACAGUGCUUUUCGUGAUCGCGGCUCGGGCAUUGCGCCUUUCUUUCCCAUCCCAACUCAACCCGCGGGAUACGCACUUCCAUUCCACCUCUUCCUCUUCGUUGUGCGCAUUUUCUUCUUGAUUCCUAUCGCCGCCGCCUACUUCCUGUUCCUCUCAUGGCUUCCCAUUGGCUCCCUCGGCAACAAAGCUGUCUUCUGGUCUAUGCUGGGUGUCCCCGGCAUCUGGUGGAUUGAUCUCGGUGUUGAUGGCGUAAAGAAGGGCUCUCUUGGCCAGAAUCAGCAAAAGCUGCCUCAACCGGGUUCUGUCAUUGCUGCUUCUCACACGUCUCCAAUCGAUGCUUUGUAUCUGGCUGCCAUUUUCGACCCUGUCUUUACUCGCUCUUACCCUGGCGAGCGUAACGUCCAGCGCAUCACUCUCCUCCAGGCUAUGCUACAGGCCCUGACGCCACCUGUUCUCACACCACCCAAGGACGCCAAACUGGUCCCAAUUUCUGAGAUUCUACGCGAGUGUCCCGGCAGCUGUGUUGCUGUCUUCCCGGAGUGCACUGCUACCAAUGGUCGGGGUAUCCUGCCUUUCUGCCCUAGUCUUCUCACCGUACCCGCCAAAACCAAAAUCUUCCCCGUCAGUCUCAAAUACACUCCUGCAGAUGUAACUACCCCGGUGCCUGGAUCUUACUUUUCUUUCCUCUGGAACUUGUGCUCAAAACCUACGCAUUGCAUACGUGUCCGUAUCGCAGAAGCCACUUUCAACAACCCUCCUGCCCCUGAGCCACCGCGCAAGAACUCAUUCCAGACAAACCUUCUCGACGAUCUGCAUUCACGCACUACCAAGGAUGAAGGUAUGAACGGCUCAGAGAAGGAAUCUUUGGACAAGAUUGCCGAGUCACUCGCUCGUUUGGGGCGUGUGAAGCGUUUAGGUCUGGGACCUGCGGAUAAGAUCGCUUUCAUCAAGGUCUGGAGCAAGAGAAGAUGA
This is a messenger RNA of Aureobasidium namibiae CBS 147.97, 981 nucleotides long. RefSeq lists its product as uncharacterized. The record is from RefSeq and is a predicted model, not a curated record. Gene Ontology annotation, molecular function: acyltransferase activity. The transcript is spliced from 3 exons. The coding region runs from base 1 to 981 and encodes 326 amino acids. Lineage: Eukaryota; Fungi; Ascomycota; Dothideomycetes; Dothideales; Saccotheciaceae.